AUGACCGCGCCCAGCACGAUUGCGCAGAAAUUCAUCAGCCGCGGCCAUGAGCUCGGCGUCGUGGCCGUGGGCUUCUCCGGCGGGCAGUGCAAGCAGGGCGUCGACGCCGGCCCCGCGGCGCUGCUGGACGCCGGCAUCCUCGACCAGCUGCGCGACGACCUGGGCUACGCCAUCCACCACGACGGACAGGUGCACGACUACGCGGCCGUGCUGCCGGCCGAGGACCCGGACGUGCGCGGCAUGAAGCAGCCGCGCGCGGUCAGCGCGGUGUGCGAGCAGCUCGCCUCGCAGGUGUACGAGCACGCGGGCGCGGGGCGGCUGGUGCUGACGCUGGGCGGCGACCACUCGAUCGCCAUCGGCAGCAUCGCGGGCACGGCGCGGGCGGUGCGCGAGCGCCACGCCGGCCGCGAGAUGGCCGUCAUCUGGGUCGACGCCCACGCCGACAUCAACCGGCCCGAGGACAGCGCCAGCGGCAACAUCCACGGCAUGCCGCUGGCCUUCCUGACGGGGCUGGCGCGCGAGGACCGCCCCGACGUGUUUGGCUGGCUGCGCGACCACCACCGCAUCAGCUGCCGCAAGCUGGUGUACAUCGGCCUGCGCGACGUCGACCGCGCCGAGAAGGCCCUGCUGCGCGAGCACGGCAUCCGCGCCUUUAGCAUGCACGACGUCGACAAGCACGGCAUCGGCCGCGUCGUCGAGAUGGCGCUGGCGCACAUCGGCGCCGACACGCCCAUCCACCUCUCGUUCGACGUCGACGCGCUCGACCCGCAGUGGGCGCCCAGCACCGGCACCCCCGUGCGCGGCGGCCUGACCCUGCGCGAGGGCGACUUCAUCGCCGAGUGCGUGCACGAGACCGGCAACCUCGUCGCCAUGGACCUGGUCGAGGUCAACCCCAGCCUCGAGGCCGCCGGCGCCGCCGAGACCGUGCGCGCCGGCUGCUCGCUGAUCCGCAGUGCGCUGGGCGACACGCUGCUGUAG
This is a messenger RNA of Ophidiomyces ophidiicola, 978 nucleotides long. RefSeq names its product Arginase, catabolizes arginine to ornithine and urea (gene CAR1). The record is from RefSeq and is a predicted model, not a curated record. Gene Ontology annotation, cellular component: nucleus; cytoplasm; cytosol. Gene Ontology annotation, molecular function: manganese ion binding; arginase activity. NCBI's taxonomy places the organism in Eukaryota, Fungi, Ascomycota, Eurotiomycetes, Onygenales, Onygenaceae. Bases 1 to 978 code for a protein of 325 amino acids. The transcript is spliced from 3 exons.